AUGGCUGACAAGGGGGUGCCCCUCACGGGCUCUGCAGCCUACGACGAGGAGCUGUAUGGCGGUUCGGCAGGCGUCACGGGCUAUGCCGCGGUGGCGCAGGACAUUGAGGAGGAGGAGGAUGUGGAUGAGCGGGAGCGGGCUGUGGCCAGCAAGCUGGCCUCCUACACAGCGCCAAAGUCCCUCAUGAACGACCUUCCCGUGACGGACGACGGCGACCAGGACGGCAGCGGCUUCAUGCAGUCGCGGCGCAUCGUGGACCGCGAGUCGGAGUACUCCAAGCGCCGCCUGGACCGCAUCAUCUCGCCCGACCGCAACGACGCUUUCCAGAUGGGCGACAAGACGCCCGACGCGCGCGUGCGCACCUACGCCGACGUCAUGCGCGAGGCGCAGCUGGCACGGGAGCGGGACAACACGCUGCGCAACAUCGUGGAGAAGCGCAAGGCGGAGGCGGAGGCGUCCGAGGCGCAGCUGGCGGCCCUGGACGCGGUGCCGACCAAGGCGUCGGGGAUGGCGCCGGCGGCGCCCGCGGCGCCCGCGGCGGCGCCCGCGCCCACCGCCACGGCGGCCGCGGUGGCCGCCGCCGCGGCCACCGCGCCGGGCGGCAAGCGCAGCAGAUGGGACAGCUCGGUGCCAAUCGAGGCCAAGAAGCCCAAGGUUGCGGCGGCGCCCGAGGCGGCCCCCGCGCCAGCCCCCGCAGCGGCAGCCCCCGUGUCGGACUGGGACGCCGUGGAGGCGACCCCAGCCGUCAAUCGCUGGGACGCCACCCCCGGCCAGGCGCCUUCCGAGACGCCCGGCCGCAUCUGGGCUGGCGGCGCGGAGGCCACGCCCGCGGGCCGCUGGGACGCGGCCGACGGCGCGGCGCAGCCCAAGCGCAACCGCUGGGACGCGACGCCCACGCCCGGCCACGGCGGCGGCGAGGCGGGCCCCGGCGAGACGCCCUCCGCGGCCGGCAAGCGCAGCCGGUGGGACGCCACGCCCGCCAUGGCGGCGCUGGGGGCCACCCCCGCCUACGGCGCCGGCGCGCUGGGCGCCACGCCCGCCUGGGGGGCCGGCAUGGCGACGCCCGCGGGCGGCAUGGGCAUGGAGACGCCGACCCCGGGCAUGCUGGCGGCACAGCAGGCGGCGCUGGGCGCGGUGCCCAUGACACCAGAGGCCUACCAGCAGCUCAAGAUUGAGCGGGAGAUGGAUGAGCGCAACAGGCCCCUGAGUGACGAGGAGCUGGAUGCGAUGCUGCCCGGCGCUGCCGAGGGCUACAAGAUCCUGUCGGAGCCGGCCGGCUACGAGCCCAUCCGCACGCCCGCCCGCAAGCUGAUGGCCACGCCCACGCCCUUUGGCGGCACGCCGCUGUACCAGAUACCCGAGGAGGACAGGGCGCAGAAGUUUGAUGUGCCGCAGCAGCUGGAGGGCCUGCCCGAGAUGAAGCCGGAGGACCAGCAGUACUUUGGGAAGCUGCUCAAGGAUGUCGACGAGGAGGAGCUGACUGUGGAGGAGGCCAAGGAGCGCAAGAUCAUGAAGCUACUGCUCAAGGUCAAGAACGGCACGCCGCCGCAGCGCAAGUCGGCGCUGAGGCAGCUCACAGACAAGGCGCGCGACUUUGGCGCGGGCCCGCUCUUCAACCAGAUCCUGCCGCUGCUGAUGAGCCCCACGCUGGAGGACCAGGAGCGCCACCUGCUGGUCAAGGUCAUCGACCGCGUGCUGUUCAAGCUGGACGAGUUGGUACGGCCGUACUGCCACAAGAUACUGGUGGUCAUCGAGCCGCUGCUGAUCGACGAGGACUACUAUGCUCGCGUGGAGGGCAGGCACGUGGUGUACUGCGCUGUACCUGUACUGCAUCGUACUGCACUGCACUGGCCGGCACUCUGGGAGAUUAUCGCCAACCUGGCCAAGGCUGCAGGCCUGGCCACCAUGAUUGCGGCCAUGCGCCCCGACAUUGACAACGUCGACGAGUAUGUGCGCAACACCACCGCACGCGCCUUCUCGGUGGUGGCGUCUGCCCUGGGCAUCCCCGCGCUGCUGCCCUUCCUCAAGGCGGUGUGCCAGUCCAAGAAGAGCUGGCAGGCGCGGCACACGGGCAUCAAGAUUGUGCAGCAGAUUGCCAUCCUCAUGGGCUGCGCCGUGCUGCCGCACCUCAAGUCCCUGGUGGACAUCGUCAAGCACGGCCUGCAGGACGAGAACCAGAAGGUGAAGACCAUCACCGCGCUCACCAUUGCGGCGCUGGCAGAGGCGUCGGCUCCCUACGGCAUCGAGAGCUUUGAUGAUGUGCUGGAGCCGCUGUGGAAGGGCAUCCGCCUGCUGCGCGGCAAGGUGCUGGCCGCCUUCCUCAAGUCCAUCGGCUUCAUCAUCCCCCUCAUGGACGCCAUGUACGCCAACUACUACACGCGCGAGGUCAUGAUCAUCCUCAUCAGGGAGUUCCAGACGCCGGACGAGGAGAUGAAGAAGAUCGUGCUCAAGGUGGUGAAGCAGUGCGUGGGCACCGACGGCGUGGAGCCAGACUACAUCCGCCAGGAGAUCCUGCCCGAGUUCUUCAAGCACUUCUGGGUGCGGCGCAUGGCGCUGGACCGCCGCAACUACCGCGCGCUGGUGGAGACGACGGUGGAGGUGGCGGGCAAGGUGGGGUGCUCCGAGAUUGUGGGGCGCGUGGUGGAGGACCUCAAGGACGAGAGCGAGCCGUACAGGAAGAUGGUGAUGGAGACGUGCGACAAGGUGGUGCGCGGCCUGGGGGCGGCGGACAUCGACGCGCGCCUGGAGGAGCUGCUGAUCGACGGCAUCCUGUAUGCCUACCAGGAGCAGCUUGCCGACGAGUCGCCCGUGGUGCUCAACGGCUUUGGCACCAUCAUCAACGCCCUGGGCCAGCGCGCCAAGCCCUACCUGCCCCAGAUCUGCGGUACCAUCAAGUGGCGGCUGAACAACAAGAGCGCCAAGAUCCGGCAGCAGGCUGCCGACCUCAUCAGCCGCAUCGCUCCUGUGAUGAAGAAAUGUGAUGAGGAGAAGCUGCUGGCGCACCUGGGGGUGGUACUGUACGAGAACCUGGGAGAGGAGUAUCCCGAGGUGCUGGGUUCCAUCCUGGGCGCCCUCAAGUCCAUUGUGGCGGUGAUUGGCAUGACCCGCAUGACCCCCCCCAUCAAGGACCUGCUGCCCCGCCUCACCCCCAUCCUCAAGAACAGGCACGAGAAGGUGCAGGAGAACUGCAUCGACUUGGUGGGGCGCAUCGCCGACCGCGGCGCCGAGUUUGUACCCGCCCGCGAGUGGAUGCGCAUCUGCUUCGAGCUGCUGGACAUGCUCAAGGCGCACAAGAAGGCCAUCCGGCGCGCCACGGUCAACACCUUUGGCUACAUCGCCAAGGCCAUCGGCCCCCAGGACGUGCUGGUCACACUGCUGAAUAACCUCAAGGUGCAAGAGCGCCAGAACCGCGUGUGCACCACGGUGGCCAUCGCCAUUGUGGCGGAGACGUGCGCGCCCUUCACCGUGCUGCCUGCGCUGAUGAACGAAUACAAGGUGCCCGAGCUCAACGUGCAGAACGGCGUGCUCAAGGCGCUUUCUUUCCUGUUUGAGUACAUUGGGGAGAUGGGCAAGGACUACAUCUAUGCGGUGUCCCCGCUGCUGGAGGAUGCGCUGAUGGAUCGCGACCUGGUGCACCGCCAGACCGCCUGCUCCGUGGUGCAGCACAUGAGCCUGGGGGUGGCGGGGCUUGGGUGCGAGGACGCGCUCACCCACCUGCUCAACUACGUCUUCCCAAACAUCUUUGAGAUCAGCCCCCACAUCAUCCAGUCGACGACGGGCGCCAUAGAGGGCUGCCGCGUGGCGCUGGGCCCCGCCGUGAUCCUCAACUACCUGCUGCAGGGCCUGUACCACCCGGCCUGCAAGGUGCGGGAGGUGUACUGGCGGCUGUACAACAACGUGUACAUCGGGGCGCAGGAUGCGCUGGUGGCCUGCUACCCGCGCAUGGAGGACGAGGGCAUCAACUCGUACCGCCGCCACGAGAUGGACGUGUUUGUGUGACGGCGGGGCUGUGUGUUGCAGCGGGGCAGCCGCUCAGCUUUUCCCAGUUGUUGUGCCAGGGGGAGCGAUUAAAAGUGUGUAACUUCCCGUCCAUUGAG
Messenger RNA from Chlorella variabilis, 4097 nucleotides. RefSeq lists its product as hypothetical. Gene Ontology annotation, cellular component: U12-type spliceosomal complex; catalytic step 2 spliceosome; U2-type prespliceosome. The record is from RefSeq and is a predicted model, not a curated record. Gene Ontology annotation, biological process: spliceosomal complex assembly. Gene Ontology annotation, molecular function: mRNA binding. The transcript has 26 exons. The coding region runs from base 1 to 3999 and encodes 1332 amino acids. Lineage: Eukaryota; Viridiplantae; Chlorophyta; Trebouxiophyceae; Chlorellales; Chlorellaceae.